Anthonomus grandis grandis is the source of this 1104-nucleotide messenger RNA. RefSeq names its product transmembrane protein 98-like. The transcript is spliced from 3 exons. Bases 266 to 976 code for a protein of 236 amino acids. The record is from RefSeq and is a predicted model, not a curated record. Gene Ontology annotation, cellular component: endoplasmic reticulum. Lineage: Eukaryota; Metazoa; Arthropoda; Insecta; Coleoptera; Curculionidae.
CUUUAAAUUUGACGCAGUCUUCUCUCAAGCCUGAUUGGGCAACACCGGAUCGUUUCUAGUCCUAUCCGCUCCCGCGGUGUCAGGCAGUACCAGUUAUUAUUAGUACCCAAUUGUCAAAAUUUGUUUUGCCAUAUUAAUUUUUGUUUAUUAUCUUUAACAAAUUAUUCGUUUUUCUGCAUCCAAAAUGUCCCUCUAUGGAAAAACUUGAUUAAUAUAACGAGCGACAAAUACACUAUACUUCAGCGUUAACAGUACCCAGCCACAUAUGUUAGGACUCAAUAUUUUUGAGGUGCCUCCCACAAGAAGACACUCAAACAUGUCUCCAGAAUAUGCCGAAAUGGUCGCAGCGAUCGCCUUUGGCGUCUUGUCUGCUAUUUUUGUAAGUGCCUUCGUUAUCCUUGUGGUAAUUUGUCGCAGACAGAGGCUCUUUUAUAAGGCCAAUUAUUUGGACUCCCACCAUGAAUCUAUAAGGCCAGAAAAGCAGUUGAUAGAACCCGAACGUCCGGAACUGGAACUAGGAGAAAUGAAUCUCAACUUCGACAACAUCCUCACCGACGAACAGUGGAUCGACGAUGCCACCGGUCUCAUACCACAUUGCCUGGCCAUAUUAAAAACAUGCCGGUACCUUACCGAACGUUUAACAACCUUGGCAAUGAACUCCACUCCAUUAUCAGGGAAUUUCGGUCAAAUCGUCGACAGUGCCAAAAGAAUCUCGAGCAGGGUAGACGACAUGGUCAGGAGUAUGUGUCCACCGUUAGAUCCGAGACUUUUGGAGGCCAGGGCGGCCGCAUUAACGUUGGCCGUCACCCAUUUGGCCCUCAUUGCCAAAUACGAAUGCGGACAGAAGGAUAAGAUCACCUUGCAAUGGAUCGAUAAGUUGUUGCAGGAGAUGGACGGUCACGUUUUGUUUUUAAGGGAAGCCUCCCAGUGCCAGGAGAGCUAUAACAAAAUCCCCAUCGUCAGCAACUCUGUUUAAAACAAAAGUUUGGAAACAUCGUUAAAUUUGUUAGUUGCAUAGUAAAAUUGUAUUGUGAUUGUUAGCAUUUGUAUACAUUCCUUGAAAUAGGCGAAUUAUUUAUCAAUAUAUAUGUUUUUUAAGAAAAA